AUGGAGCAAGAAGACGUGCAAUAUCUUGGCUCCCUUGGUGUCUGCAGAGAAGCCUUCAAGAUAAUCUAUUCAUGGAAGAAAAUCUUCAGCCAGAUCAGCUUGGCCUUAGUCCUCCCUCUAUCUUUCAUUUUUUUGGCUCAAAUGGAAGUCUCCGAGCUCCUUAUAUCCGAAGAGAUCACUUUAAGUUUAUGCCUCUUCAAAGUGGCCUACCUCAUCUUCUCCCUCAUCUUCUACCUCCUCUCCACCUCCGCCGUGGUUUACACUGUCGCUUGUAUCUACACUACUGGCCGUGAAGUAUCGUUCAAGAAGGUCAUGAGCGUUGUCCCUAAGGUUUGGAAACGGCUUAUGCUCACCUUCCUAUGUACUUUCCUUUCCUACUUCGCAUACAACAUAGUUGCUGCUUUGAUCUUGUUUGUAUCCUCAAUUUUCCUCAUUCUAAUCAAUACCAAGUUUUAUGUUCUUUUGGUCUUUUACGUGGCGGGUUUUGUAUAUUUGUCCAUAGUUUGGCAAUUAGCCAAUGUUGUGACCGUGUUGGAAGACACAUGUGGGUUUCAUGCCCUGAGAAAGAGCAGGGCACUGCUAAAGGGCAAGAUGUGGGUGGCCACCUUCAUAUUUGUACUGCUUGGUCUUUGUCAUUUUGCCAUACAAAUAUCAUUUCAGAUGCUUUUUGUGAGUAGUGGAUCAUUAAUGGGCGUGGCAAGUAGGUUUACCUACGGGAUUAUCUGUUUGGUCUUGCUUUUCAUGUUGCUCCUGUUCGGGCUUGUCCUUCUGACAGUGAUCUACUUCGUCUGCAAAUCCUACCACCAGGAAAACAUCGACAAGUCGGCCCUCUCAGAUCACCUUGCAAGCUAUUAUAAUGGAGGGUAUGUUCCUUUGAAGGCCAAGGAUCGAUGUUCAGCUUGA
Messenger RNA from Juglans microcarpa x Juglans regia, 903 nucleotides. RefSeq lists its product as uncharacterized. The transcript has a single exon. NCBI's taxonomy places the organism in Eukaryota, Viridiplantae, Streptophyta, Magnoliopsida, Fagales, Juglandaceae. The record is from RefSeq and is a predicted model, not a curated record. The coding region runs from base 1 to 903 and encodes 300 amino acids.